This is a messenger RNA of Neltuma alba, 2187 nucleotides long. Its product is annotated as ETHYLENE INSENSITIVE 3-like 1 protein. Gene Ontology annotation, molecular function: DNA-binding transcription factor activity; DNA binding. Gene Ontology annotation, cellular component: nucleus. The transcript has a single exon. The coding region runs from base 1 to 2187 and encodes 728 amino acids. Lineage: Eukaryota; Viridiplantae; Streptophyta; Magnoliopsida; Fabales; Fabaceae. The record is from RefSeq and is a predicted model, not a curated record.
AUGACGAUUUUCAAUGACAAGGCCUUUUGUGACGACGACCUGGACAUGAUGGCUGCUCCAUUUGUGGAAGGCAGUAGCUCCUCCCUGCCGACCGAACCAGACAUGACAAUGGAGGAGGAUGAUUCCAGCGACGAUGAGGAACUUGACGUGGAGGAGCUGGAGAGGAGGAUCUGGAAGAGCAAACUCCGCCUGAAGCGCCUCAGAGAUCAGCAAGGAACAGCGACAGAUCAUGGACUUGAACUUGCCAGGCAAAGGCAGCAGCACUCGGAAGAACAGGCCAGGAGGAAGAAGAUGGCCAGAGCUCAGGACGGAAUCUUGAAGUACAUGCUCAAGAUGAUGGAGGUUUGCAAGGCUCAAGGCUUCGUCUAUGGUAUCAUCCCUGAGAACGGAAAACCCGUCACCGGAGCUUCCGACAACCUCCGUGCAUGGUGGAAGGAUAAAGUUAGAUUUGACCGGAACGGCCCCGCUGCGAUCGCCAAAUAUCGAGCAGACACCCUAGCCAGCAUGAACAAUGGGCUGAAUGCUGGUGGCCCAACGCCAUGCACCUUGCAAGAGAUUCAGGACACCACAUUGGGUUCGCUGUUGUCAACUCUGAUGCAGCACUGUGAUCCCCCUCAGAGGCGGUUUCCACUGGAAAGGGGUGUGUCACCGCCGUGGUGGCCGACGGGGAAGGAAGAGUGGUGGCCCCAGAUCGGUAUAGCCAGAGACCAAGGCCCUCCACCGUACAAGAAGCCUCAUGACUUGAAGAAGGCAUAUAAGAUUGGGGUUCUCACCGCAGUUAUCAAGCACAUUUCGCCCAACAUUCCUAAGAUUCGGAAGCUUGUGAGGCAAUCUAAGUGCCUUCAAGAUAAAAUGACGGCCAAGGAAAGCGCUGCGUGGAUCGCCAUUGUGAAUCAAGAAGAGGCAUUGGCCCGACAACUUUAUCCUGAUUAUCGUCCUCCCUCAUCUUCCCCCGGCAGCUCUCUACUUGAUGAGGGCAGUGAGUACGACGUUGAAGGCAUCUUGGAGGCUUCCAUUUUAGAGCUGGAAGAUCGUCGGAAGCGCGACAAUUUUAUCAGCACGUCCAAGAUGGACAGAAUGAAGGGAGGCUUGUCACUGCACCAACCAAUGAAGAGGAAGAUUCCUGCUGAGGUCAACAAUAACAAAAUGAUAAAGGAGCCUCAGAUUUUCACAUGCCAACACCCUGUGUGUCCUUACAGCGAAUCUCGUGUCGGUUUUCCUGACAGGAUUUCCAGGGACAACCAUCAGCUCAACUGUCCGUACAAAAGCGUUUGUUCAUCAGAUUACAAGGCUCCAUCAGGUUUAAAUAUUGUUCAGUUAAAGACAAUCUUAUCGUCUUCAUCUUUUGGUCAGCCCAAACCAAAUCCUCAGCCUCAGUCUGUUCCUUUGGCUCUACCAGCACCACCCGCGCAGCCGGCGUUCAAUAUGCCCAGGCUCGUAGUUUCCAACAACAGCCAGAGAAGGAUGACUGAUAUUGUGCCAUUCUAUGGCUCAACCUUCCAGGGCAAUUCCAGCGGCGGCGGCGGCAGCAGCAGCAAUGACAACAACAACUUGAUUUUGAAUACUAAUCUUGUGGCUGCAGAAAAUCAAUUGCUUCCUCCCCAACAGCAGGUGGCUCAAGGACAACAAGAUAAUUUCUUUGGCGGUCAAGCAAUGAUGAAUGUGGGUAGCUUCUUCCAAGAUUCAAGCGUGGCUAAUAACAACAAUGAACUUCAUCAGAUGCUUGUGCCACAAGAAGCUCGUCAGUUUGAUCCCUUCAAGGCUUUGAAUUCUGCUUUUGAGACCAACCACAACAACAUCAUCGUCAGCAGCAAUAUCAGUAACAACCAUAUGAUCAACAACGGCAGCAGCAACAACGUCAACAACAACAACAUAAUCAAAAGCAGCAGCAACAUCAUCAGUGGUAUUGGCGGCAGCAGCAGCAACAUCAUCAGUGGUAUUGGCUGCGGCAGCAGCAGCAACAACAAUAUCAUCAACAGCAACAACAGUAUGAUCAACAACAAUAACAACGGCAACAAUGAUGAAGAUGAUAGCAACAAUGAAGUGAUGAUCAACAAUGAGAGCAAUUUCAAUGUAAUGUUUGGGUCCCCAAGUGAUUUUGGGUCUUUCGAUCUCCGGGAGAAUAUGCAAGGAGCGGGAAUAAUAAUGGAUAAGCAGCAGCCAGACAUAUCAGCAUGGUUCCAGUGA